Penaeus chinensis is the source of this 1485-nucleotide messenger RNA. RefSeq lists its product as uncharacterized. The transcript has 8 exons. The record is from RefSeq and is a predicted model, not a curated record. The coding region runs from base 1 to 957 and encodes 318 amino acids. NCBI's taxonomy places the organism in Eukaryota, Metazoa, Arthropoda, Malacostraca, Decapoda, Penaeidae.
AUGUUUGCGGCCUGGCGGCCGGCAACCUGGCGUGAGGCUUGUGGGGCAAAGCCCACGGGAGCUCCACAGAUGGAUUAUGGGACCUACAGCCAGCCAACCCUUGCUAUAUGGGGCAACGAGCUGAUGUUGGCAGUGAGACUUUUCCAGGAUUUUGCUAAGCCCCAGAAAUUGAGGUUUUCUGGAUCUUGGUAUCAGCAUUCUCAUCUGCAUCAUUGGACUUUGUACAGCAAUACAGUACUCACGGGCCUGACAGCCCCUGUUCUUCUGUGGGACACCUUCAAGUGUGAAAUGCUCAAUGCAACCCAAGAAUCGAUUGAGUGGGACAUCCUGGAGCUGCUCAGCAUCAACGGCUCCCAGACCGGCGUCUCCGCAGCGCGAGGGCCCAUACCUGACACGCCGGCAUGGAGGCUCCGAGCCGUGUACGACAACAUUCAAAUAGAACCAGCCAUCGUUCCAAAAAUUGCUUCAACGCUGCACGACGAGAUCAGUUUUUAUUUUGUCUACAAGCAACACAAGAAGACACUUGGUUCUCUCCUUUCUAUAAACUUACCUGGCAGGAUCAAACCUUGGUUACAGGUGAUCUCCAACUUGAAGACUGAGCGCCUCAAUGUCUUCUACCAUAUCAAGGAGGACGCCAAAACUCACCAGGCGUCGUUCGAGCUUCCAGAGAAGGUGGGCUGGACGUGGACCCGGAUCCUGGUGAGUGUGAAGCAGACGCAGAUGCGAAUCUGGAUCAACUGCGCCGACUACGACAAGCAGAAACUGGCCGGCCACAUUGACUUAGAAAUCCCCUCAGGUGGCCUCAUAUACUUCCGCCAGGAGCCUGGACUCAAAAACAAACUUAUUGGCAGCAUCCAGAUGGCCAAAAUCCUCAACUACAGCGUCAACGACCGCGUGUGGAAGUGCACAUAUGACGCUCAGUUCGGCCCAAGUUGGCGUCCUCCUCUUCUCGGUUGAUUAACUGGGCAUCGCGCUCCUUGCUCUGGCCUGCAGCACGCCGGCUUGCAACGCUCACAUCUCGUUCCGUUUGCAAUGUAACCUCCAUCCUCAAUUUCUUUUUUACUCCUCUUGACCAUUUUAUUUCCAUGUUCUCUUUCUCUCCGCUCACCCGGAAGUAGCGUUGGAACAUCUUUUUCAUCUACGUAGCUUUGCUUAGAUGUUGAUUUAUCGUUAUAUCCCAAAUAUAUGCAAACUAACUGUAUUAACACCACUAAAGUUAUGCAGUACAUAUCACUUUUUGAAACAGAGGUUUUCCCUGCAAAAUAGAGCUUAAUCACAAAAGAGUUUUACAGGCUAAGUAGCUUUUCAAAAAGGAAGUACAGAAAACAACAAAACAGAAAUGAUAAUAAGAUUAAGGUUUCAUACCAAUUAUCGAAUCGUGAAUAAAAAUCAAGUCUGCCAUAGUAUGACUUUUCUAUUUCUCGGUAUACAUGUGUACUUCAGAGAAUAACUGGAUAGAGAAUGCACACACACACACACACACAC